Meloidogyne enterolobii is the source of this 988-nucleotide messenger RNA. NCBI's taxonomy places the organism in Eukaryota, Metazoa, Nematoda, Chromadorea, Rhabditida, Meloidogynidae. The record is from the annotation of a GenBank genome assembly.
UUAUUUACAAUUAAAAAUGCCUCUUCAACUAAUAAAAGAUAAUUUAUGGGGAAAUAUAUCAAAAUUAAGAAUAACAACUUUAAUAUUAACAAUUUCAGCAGAAUUUCUUUUAUUUAUAGCAACAUUAACGCCUUCCUGGCAAGUUGCGGAAGAUACAGAUAUUCAUAGAAAUAUCCAAAGCGGUCUUUGGAUUUAUUGUCCAGGACAAUCACAAUGCUGGUAUAUAUUUAGUGAUGAUUUAAUUAAUUAUUAUGAACGUGUAGAAGUUUGUCGAUUUUUAUUAAUUGGAGAUUGCCGUAAAAAAUUAUUGAGAACUCCCUACUUUUUUGGUUGGCAUUAUGCUGUUCUUAUUUUAAUGUUUAUUACUUUAUUACUUGGAGGUGGAGCUAUUUUAGCUUUGGGAAUUGGAAUUGUUAAAGAAAACUUACUUAGAACUAUGACUAUAAUUUUGGAUGUUUUGCUGGGGUUUGCUUUUUUACUUUGUGGAAUUGGGUUAGCUGUUUUUAUGAUAAAUGGAGAAAUGUUAGAAUCUCGUUAUUUAAUUGGUGUACAAAAUAUAUUUCCUAAAUCUUAUGGAUAUUCUUUUUAUUUGGCAUGUUGGGCAAUGCUUGUUUUGCUUUUUGCAUUAAUGAGUGCCAUAUUACUUACCAGUUCAGUUUUCUUUUCCCGAGAAGUAGAUGCUGGUUCCCCAGUUCCAUAUGGAGAUUAUGAUGAGGAAUAUAAUAAUAAAGAAAUACUUCCCCCACCAAUAUUAAAAUGGCAACAACAAGAACAAUUUGAAUAUCCUUCACAAUAUUAUCCAGAAAUGGAAGGAAGAAAUAGUAGAAGAAUUGAUGAUAAUAGUUUAAUAUUUAGACAACCUUCUCCUCCUCCACUACAAUAUCAACAAUCUCCAGUAAGAUUUGAAGAUUACAACAACAAUAUAAGACAGCAAACAUUUCAAAAACAUUAUUACGCCCCAAUUAAUGAAAUAACCUCAAUUCCUUAA